Messenger RNA from Gracilinanus agilis (Agile Gracile Mouse Opossum), 8617 nucleotides. RefSeq names its product stabilin 1 (gene STAB1). The coding region runs from base 1 to 7851 and encodes 2616 amino acids. Lineage: Eukaryota; Metazoa; Chordata; Mammalia; Didelphimorphia; Didelphidae. The record is from RefSeq and is a predicted model, not a curated record. Gene Ontology annotation, biological process: cell adhesion. The transcript is spliced from 70 exons. Gene Ontology annotation, molecular function: hyaluronic acid binding; calcium ion binding.
AUGGCCCCUCUAAUGGUGGCAUUUGAGGCCCUGGCCGGGCCCUCGUUGGAGGGGUACGAGAGAUGCUGCUUGGAGAGUGGGGAGAGCCUCGGGAGGCUGCGCUGCCCGGAACCCUCUCCCCAUUCUGAGGCUGCCGCGUUCCUGCAGCGCUUGGCCAUGCCUGGCCCUGCCAGGCUACGUCUCCUCUGGCUCCUGACUCUCUGGCUGGCUAGCGUGGGCCGGGGCAAGGAAGAAAAGAUCCAGUCCAAGUUCUGUAAUGUGAAGACCAAGUUUCUCACCAACACUCCAUGCACCUCAUGCGCAGCUUUUAAGAAUCAGGACUGUCCAGCCGGCUGGAACAAGAAUUGGGAGAAGGAAUCUGAGGACUGCAGUUACACUGUGACUCUGGGAGAGAACAACAUCUUGAUGCCUGGCUGCACUCAGAAAUGCUGGAAAGAGGUGGAAGAGAAAGCCUGCUGUCCAGGGUUCUGGGGCUCGAAGUGCUUUGAGUGUCCUGGGGGAUCCCAUCAUCCCUGUAAUGGUCAUGGUACCUGCUUGGAUGGGAUUGGUCAGAAUGGGACCUGCGUGUGUGAGGAAGGGUUUGGUGGCUUUGCCUGCCAGGAGUGCAAAGAUGGGAGCUUAUUUGGUCCUGACUGCAAAUCAGUGUGUGCCUGUGUCAAUGGGGUGUGCAAAAGUGGGUCUCAGGGGGAUGGAAGCUGUCUCUGCUUUGCUGGCUACACUGGCCCCAGGUGUGACCAGGAACUACCUGCUUGCAAGGCCCUGGCCUGCCCAAAGAACUCACAGUGUGUGGGUGCAGACACUGGGGCACCCAGCUGCAAGUGCCUACCAGGCUUCCUGCUCCAGGGCAGUAAAUGCCAAGCCCAGAAUCCCUGCUCUUCACUUCCCUGCUCUUCUUUUGCGACUUGCUCAACCCUGGAGAACGGAGGCUUUGAAUGCCGAUGCAAGGCUGGUUACCACGGUGACGGGAAGUUCUGCCAGCCUCUGGACCCCUGCGCUUCCAACAACGGUGGCUGCCCCAGUAACAGCACCAAAUGUGUCUUUCAGGGGCCAGGCAAGUCCUCCUGCGUCUGCAAACCAGGCUUCUACAGCCUUAGCCGCAACGUCUCCGAAGGCUGCCAGACCUCCACGCGGACCUGCUUUCACUACUUUUGCGACAACUCAGCCACUUGCCAGAGCGACGAGCAGGGAAAGCCCAAGUGUGUCUGCAAAGAAGGGGAGAUUGGAAAUGGACGCUCCUGCUUUGGCCACUUUCUUAGGGAGCUGGAGAGGAAGAAGAUCCUCCGCACAAGCUUGAGGACAUUAGAUACAGCCAUCUCCAUGCUGGAGAAAGGCUGUGGAGACAUACUGUCCAAGUCUGGGCCUUUCACGGUGCUGGUCCCAUACCUGUUUGUGACUUCGAGGUUGAAUGAAUCGGUGUCCAGGUCGCUAUGCAAACUCCACAUCAUUCCCGGAGUGCAUCUCAUAGAAGAGCGCUUCCAGACUCCCAAGACGUGGUGGACCCUGGAUGGAGAGUCACUGACCCUUACUUCCAGCUUUCUGUAUAGAUACAAAGAUCAACCGGAUCAAGCAUACGAAGUCGUCCUGUCCAACUUGCCCGCAGCCAAUGGCGUCUUCCAUCUUGUCGGCAGCCUCCGUAAGCAGCCCUCUUCAGCCUUCAUUGAAGGAGACCCAGAGAAAUCCAUCGGGAAGAUUCUGGCUUCUAUGGAUGUCUUCAGUCGGUUUGAAACUAUCCUGGAGAACUGUGGCCUCCCUUCCAUCCUUGAAGGCCCAGGGCCCUUCACUGUGUUUGUCCCCAGCAACUCUGCAGUGGACAGCCUGAGAGAUGGGCGACUCAUUUACCUGUUCACUGAGGGCAUCUCUAAACUUCAGGAACUGGUGAAGUACCACAUCUACAGCAAUGCUGGGCUGACUGUGGACAAGUUGAUCUCUUUGAAACAAAUCCCGACCAUGGCCAACCAGGUCUUGAUGACGAACUUCACUCCGGAGGGGCGUUUCCUCUUGGGGCCUUCUGGUAUCCCCUUGAAGAGCACGGAUAUUGUGGCAUCCAAUGGAAUCAUUCACCUGCUGGAUGGCAUUCUGUUGCCCCCGUCCAUCCUGCCCAUCCUGCCCCAUCGGUGCAAUGAAAACCAAUACAAGAUUGUGACAGGCACCUGUGGAGAUUGCCAGAACCAGAAUACUAGCGUAUGUCCCCCCAAUAGCCAAGAGCUGGACAUUUUUCCCAAGGAGUGCUUUUACAUUCAUGACCCAGAUGGUCUGAAUGUGAUGAAGAAAGGUUGUGCUCGAUUCUGUAACCAGACUACCUUGAAACUUGGCUGCUGUAAAGGCUUCUUUGGACCUGACUGUUCCCAGUGUCCUGGGGGGUUCUCAAAUCCUUGUUAUGGCAAAGGCACUUGCAGUGAUGGUAUCCAGGGCAAUGGGGCCUGUAUAUGCCUAAAAGCCUUCAAGGGCAUCGCCUGCCACGUCUGUGCAGAUCCCAACCGGCAUGGAGAGCAAUGUGAGGAAGAAUGUGGAUGUGUCCAUGGUAUCUGUGACAACCGCCCGGGUAGUGGGGGAAUAUGUCAAAAGGACACUUGUACCAAGGGCUUCACUGGUCUCUUCUGCAAUGAGUCCUCAGCUGAUUGUGGCCCCACUGGCCUGGCCCAGUACUGCCACCCCCUUGCCCGCUGUGUCACCCAUCAAGGACAUUCCAAGUGUGUCUGUCCACCUGGCUUCGUGGGGGAUGGCUUCUCCUGUAAAACCAGACAUCCCUGUGACCAACCAGAUCGAGGCGGUUGCUCUGAGAAUGCCCAGUGUGUCAGGAGCAACUCACAGUCCCAUCAGUGUGUAUGUAACAAGGGCUGGAAAGGAGAUGGCAAAGUCUGUGUCGCCAUUAAUCAAUGUGAGCUGGAGACCCGGGGCGGCUGCCAUGCGGAGGCCCACUGCCAUUAUAUCGGGCCAGGACAGAGUUCCUGUACUUGCAAGCCAGGCUUCGCAGGGGACGGUUACGAGUGCAGCCGCAUCAAUCCAUGUCUGGUGGCCAAUGGCGGGUGCCAUGUGCUGGCCACCUGCCGGCCCCAAAGGGAUGGAGGACAGCCGGUGUGUUUGUGCCCAGACGGCUAUGGUGGAGAUGGCUUCGCCUGCUAUGGGACUGUCUUAGAGGAGCUAAAGAGGAAUGACUACUUUUCUGUGUACUAUCAAUGGAUUAAGAAAGCUGGCUUCGCCCUUCCCACCAAGGGCAACUUUACAGCCUUGGUGCCCUCGGAAUCUGCCAUCCUGAGCAUGAGCCCUGAUGACAAGGCCUUUUGGCUGCAGCAGCAGCAGUUGCUUCACCUGCUCAGGGCCCACUUUGUCCCAGAUGCUCUUACCACUAGGCGGCUGUCUGACCUCUUGGGACAGGAGGUGGUCACCCUGAAUCCACCCACACGUUGGGAGAUCAGCAACAGCAGUGGGAAAAUCACCAUUCAGAAUGUGAGCGUGGAGGUAGCUGACAUCCUUGCCACCAAUGGGGUCCUGCACAUCCUCAAUAAGGUACUGCUGCCAUCUCGGAAAGAUGCCCCCCCUCUCCGGCUGAGCCUGAGACAGCAGCUGGAUGCCAUCCCCUCCUUUAGCAUCUUUAAAGAGUUGUUACUGCAAUAUGGGCUACUGGCCCGGAUGGAGGCCGCUACUGCCUAUACCCUCUUUGUACCUGCAAAUAGCUCAGUGGAGGAUUACUGCCUGAAAGCCAAUCUGACUACCCUGGACGUAGAAACUGUGAAGCGCCACGUGCUCCUGGGCGAGGCUCUCACCCCCGAUGCCAUGCGGCCGGGGAUGCACCGGAAUUCCCUUCUAGGGACCUCCUAUGAACUCGUCUUCUCCAGUGGCCAAGGGAGCCUGCCCCUCGUGAACCGGGUGCCGGUGGUGGGUCCCACGCUGCAGCCCCAAGGGGGUGUCGUGCUCCAGUUGGGCGGGGUCCUGGCUCUGAGGCCCAACAUUUGUCUCCGCUCGCACAUAGAAGGGAUAAGGAAGAAAUGUAGCAGCUGUGAGCGAAAAUACCGCUGCCCUUCCGGCUACAAGAAGAUACAGAAUGCCCCACCAGAGAACUGUUUCUACACAUCUAAUGGAAUCCGAACUAUAGGCUGCUACUACACAUGCAUCAAGAAAAAAGAGAUCUCUGACUGCUGUCCUGGCUACUUUGGAACCCUUUGUGAUCCCUGCCCUGGGGGGGCAGGCAGUAACUGCUCAGGCCAUGGGCAGUGCCAGGAUGGCCUCCUGGGUAAUGGAGAGUGUCGCUGUCAUGAAGGCUUCCACGGCACUGCCUGCGAGGGGUGUGAGCUAGGGCGCUAUGGGCUUAACUGUGCUGGAGUCUGUAACUGUGGGCAUGGAAUAUGCCAGGAUGGGCUGCUUGGGAAUGGGACCUGUAGCUGCAAUGUGGGCUGGAAAGGCCCCCACUGUGACCAAGAAAUCACCACUUCAUCAUGUGCAGAAAAAUGUGACCCCUUUGCCAACUGCAUCAAUGCCUCCUGUGUCUGUUCUGCUGGAUACUCUGGCAAUGGCACCAGCUGCUCAGAAGUGGAUCCUUGUGUCCAGGAUCAUGGCGGCUGCUCCCUUCAUGCUAACUGCACCAAGGUGGCCCCUGGACAGAGGACAUGCACCUGCAAGGAAGGCUAUGCUGGGGAUGGAGAAAUUUGUCUGGAAACCAACAGCUGCCUGAUUCGGAAUGGUGGCUGCCAUGCCAAGGCUGAUUGUGUCCCCGUAGGAUCCAGCAAGGUGUCCUGUAAUUGUGGAGCUGGUUACACUGGAGAUGGAAUCCAGAGCUGUGUCCCCUUCAACCCCUGCACAAAGGACAAUGGAGGCUGUAGCCCCUAUGCUACAUGUAACAACACAGGGCCUGGACAGCGGACCUGCUCUUGUGGCAUCCUGACCAUUGGUGAUGGCUUUACAUGCCGGACCAGGAUGGGCUUGGAGCUCCUCCGGGACAAGGAUGCAGCAUUUUUCAGCCACUACCUGAUGGAAUAUCAGGAAUUGAAGGGAGAUGGGCCAUUCACAGUCUUUGUCCCUCGUGAAGAUUUGAUGAAGAACCUUACCCGGAGAGAGCUCUCCAUGCUCAGCACCCAUCGGCAGCUCCUGUUCCGAUACCACACGGUGGGGUGUAGGCGCCUGCUGGCCCAGGACCUGCUGGAGGCAGGAUAUGUGACCACCUUGUCUGGCCACAAACUCCAUUUCAGCCAGAAUGAGGAUAAUCUUUACAUCAAUGAGUAUGCCCAAGUAGUGACUGAAGACCAGAUUGGGGUAAAUGGUGUCAUCCAUUUCAUUGACAAAUUGCUGCUGCCCCCAGAAGUUGUGCACUGGACUGAUACUUCAUCGGUGCUUCCCAAGCAAAAUAUCACUGAAGCAGCUGAGAGUGCGGGCUACACCAUCUUCAGCAAACUUCUGACGAUGGCCAGGAUGCUGCCCAUGUUUCAUGAUAAAGCCCACCAGCCCCUCACCGUCCUGUGGCCCUCAGACGAAGCCCUGGGAGGCCUCUCUCCUGAGCGUCGGGCCUGGCUCUACCACGAGGACCACCGGGAGAAGUUGGCUGCCAUCUUGAGGGGCCACGUGAUCCGCAACAUCAAGGCCCUGGCUUCGGAUAUACCCAACCUGGGUCCGCUCAGGACCAUGCAUGGCUCCCCCAUCUCCUUCUCCUGUAGCAAGGCCCUGCCGGGCGAGCUCUUGGUCGGGGAGGGAGAAGCUCGGAUCGUACAGAGACACAUGGAGUUCCUGGGAGGCAUCGCCUACGGCAUCGACCAGCUCCUGGAGCCCCCCGGGCUGGGCUCCCGCUGUGACCACUAUGUGAAGGAACAGCUCCCGGCAUACAGACAGCCCUGUGGCUCGUGCGACCUGCUGCCUCUUUGUCCUCUAGGAUACAAGGAUCAGGGUGAGGUGGAUUACUGCCUGAGGGCCAUCCCUUCGAGGAGACCUUUCUUUCUGAGAUACACCUACUACGACCCAUUUUUAUUCUCCCGAAAGUCUCAGAAAUCCGGCUGCCGCCGACGUUGUUUUACAGUCACCUGGAAACCGGCUUGUUGCCCAGGACACUAUGGCAUCGACUGCCAAGUGUGCCCAGGGGGGCCAGGAACCCCAUGUAAUGGCAAUGGGGUGUGCGACGAUGGAAUGACAGGGUCAGGGGUCUGCAAGUGCCACAAGGGCUUCAAUGGGACUGCCUGUGAGCUCUGUGCUGCAGGGACAUUUGGCCAUCAGUGUCUAGCUUGUCAGUGCACAGCCCAAGGAAAGUGUGAUGAGGGCGUCUCAGGCUCUGGCUUUUGCUUCUGCAAUGAGGGCUGGAGUGGACAGCGCUGUGAAAUAAAGCUGGAUGAGCAGCCUGUGUGCUCCCCACCCUGCCAUCCUCAGGCUGUAUGCCGAAAAGACAACUUCUGUGAAUGCAACUUGGACUAUGAGGGGGAUGGUCGGAAAUGCACAGUGAUCGACCGCUGCCAGAAUGAAAACGGAGGCUGCAGCCAGCAUGCCAGCUGCAGCCAGAGGGGUACAGUGGUGACCUGUACUUGCCUCCCUGACUAUGAAGGUGAUGGGGUGUUCUGUCAGGCCCGGGACCCCUGUGCAGAUGGCCAGAAUGGAGGCUGCAGUGAGCAUGCUGAAUGCAUCAGCACUGGCCCAAACACUCGCCGUUGCAUGUGCCGACCUGGCUAUGUAGGGAAUGGACUGCAGUGCCUGGUGGAGGCUGUGCCCCCCGAAGACCGAUGCCUGGAGAGUCCUGGGCCCUGCCACCCAGAGGCCACCUGCACUGACCUACACUUCCAAGAGAAGCGGGCUGGAGUGUUCCACCUACAGUCUCCAGAGGGCAAGUACAAACUGACCUUCAGGGAGGCAGAGAAGCAGUGCCUGGCCCAGGGUGCUGACCUGGCUUCUUUGGAUCAACUCUCAGCUGCUCAGCAGCUUGGUUUCCACCUGUGCCUGAUGGGCUGGCUAUCAAAUGGUACAGCUGCCUACCCCGCUGUCUACCCUAGCACCAGCUGUAACACCAGUCAUGCAGGCAUCAUCAUCCAUGGAACGCAGGGCAGCCUCACCGAGCGCUGGGAUGCCUACUGCUACCGUCUACAUGAUGUGACAUGCCAAUGCCGGGAUGGCUUUGCUGGUGAUGGGUACACAGUGUGUAAUGGAAAGCUGCUGGAUGUACUGGCUGCCAAUGCCAAUUUCUCCACCUUCUAUGGGUUGCUGCUGGAUUAUGCUAACACCACGCAGCAUGGUCUAGAAUUCCUUGGCUUCCUGUCUGAUGAGCUGACCUCCAAGACACUCUUCGUCCCCAUUAAUUCUGGGUUUGGGAACAAUUUGACUCUGAGCUGGCAGGAUUUGGAACUCCAUGCUUCUAAUGUCACCUUUCUGAGCUUGAACCUCAGCCAGGGCACUAUCCUACCUGCCCAUUCAGGCCACCAGCUUUUCAUCAGCAACUCCUCUGCUGGGAACAGUACUGUGUUCAAGGAGGGCCCUGAUGUGGUGAGAGUCAGUGCUGUUGUGGAGUGGGAUAUCAUCGCCUUCAAUGGCAUUAUUCACGCCAUCGAGAGCCCCCUCACAGCACCCCCAAAGCCGGUGGCUGUGUUGGCAAGGACUGCCACUUCUGUAGCAGUUGGCACUUGCACUGCACUGGGGGCAGGCCUGCUUUUGGGCUUGGUAGCCCUGUAUUUCCACCACAAAGUCAAAGGCCAAGGAUUCCAGUUCCAUUAUUUCAAGGCUGAAGAUGAUGAAGAUGACUUCUCACCCUGGCAACAAGGGCCCAGUCCACCCCUGAUUUCUGUACCCAACCCCACUUUUGGUGGCCACGACACCUUCUAUGAGCCCUUUGAUAACUCAUUCCCUGAAGAGGAGUUCACAGACACCCACAGAAUCCUUGAAGAGGAGUAAUCAGGGCCAGGAAGGCUGGUGGCUCUUUUCCACACCUGGCUCUGCCUGCCCACCCCAACCUGUCCCCAGUAGAUGUUUACAUGGGCCUGAGUGAGCCCAACUGACGGGGGAUGCAUCGCCCUCAUUUGCACAGUCUCUUCCUGCAGAGGCUGGGCCAGAAGCGGCCUUCGGGAGACAUGUAGCCUCCUAGGACUAAGGCUGGCCCAGGCCCCAGAUGUCCCCUAGCUCUCCCUCACCCUCGACCACCUCCAUAAGUGACGGGGUCCAGCGCUGACCCGAACUUUCCUCAGGGCAUUUUCUGCUCGAAAUGACCUGUUGAGGAAGCCUGGGGCCUGGGCGGGAAAGGAAGCAUUAAAGAGCAGCCGCCUGAGCUCCCAACAACUCCGUACAGCGGCCCAGUGAAGUUUAUUGUCUUCUGUGAGGAUUCAGAGUGAACGCACCCCGCCUCCCACCCCUCGGCCCCGGGCAGCUCCUGCAAUAACCCCUCUCUGGAGGGAAGCAGGGCCUCGAAGACCUCACUGCCGGCACCAGCUCUCCUCGCCCUGGACCGUUAGACAAAGCUGGGGUUUCUCUCCUCGCCAUUGGAGAAGCGGCCCGCGUCCCUCUCUGGCCCAUCCCGGAGAGCGUCCCUCCGUCCCGGUCCCCACUCUCCCUGGGAGCCCUGGCCCGUGUCGCCCAUUCAGCUCAGCGUGGCUGCUGUACCUCAGACGGGGGCAGGGGAGAAGCUUUUGAGUCACUCAGAAAAUAAAGUUCUUGGGUCAGCCUC